This is a messenger RNA of Doryrhamphus excisus (bluestripe pipefish), 1542 nucleotides long. It is a transcript of the gene gch2, whose product is annotated as GTP cyclohydrolase 2. Gene Ontology annotation, biological process: tetrahydrobiopterin biosynthetic process; tetrahydrofolate biosynthetic process. Gene Ontology annotation, cellular component: cytoplasm. The record is from RefSeq and is a predicted model, not a curated record. Gene Ontology annotation, molecular function: GTP cyclohydrolase I activity; GTP binding; zinc ion binding. Lineage: Eukaryota; Metazoa; Chordata; Actinopteri; Syngnathiformes; Syngnathidae.
UAAACAUGGAUAUGUAACUCACUAGCGUCGUAGGCAUGCCGGAGCCUAUCCCAGCUGUCUUGGGGCGAGAGGCGGGGUCCACCCUGGACUGGUGGCCAGCCAAUCCCACCCCGGAAGGAAUCGGGCAACGUAAUCAACACUAAUCAAUCAUGGAGGACGAUCAGGACACACUGAGUGUCGAGUGAGGGCGGGGGUGUCGCGGUGAUGGGAAUGCGGACGUAUUUGGGUGGCGUGACGGAUGUGACUCGGGUGGGUGUGUCCCUGCGUGGGUGCACCUUGGCAAAUCGGCUGGCUUUUAAAAAGUGGCCGCCAGAGACAUGCAGAAAAGGCGAACCGGCAGCCCGAGGACCAGUCGUGCGCUUUUCUCCUCCAGCAGCUCUCCAUCAUCAUUCAUCAUCAUUCAUCAUCAUUCAUCAUCAUCCAUCAUCAGCCAUCAUCCAUCCAUCAUCCAUCCAUCAUCCAACCAUCAUGAACGGCCACUGCAACGACGUCGUGGAGGAGUUCCACUGCAACAACGGCUUCUCCGAGCUCAUCAUCGACGCCAAGAAGUCCGCCGUGCACCGGCAGCACGAGACCUCCCGCAAGGACGCCGAGGACAAGAGCCGGCUUCCGGCCCUGGAAGCCGCCUACACCAGCAUCCUGCGGGAGCUGGGGGAGGACGCGGACCGCCAGGGCCUGCUGCGCACGCCCCUGAGGGCCGCUAAGGCCAUGCAGUUCUUCACCAAGGGCUACCAUGAGACCGUGGACGAUGUCCUGAACGACGCCAUAUUCGACGAGGACCACGACGAGAUGGUGAUCGUGAAGGGCAUCGACAUGUUCUCCCUGUGCGAGCAUCACCUGGUGCCCUUCUUUGGCAAAGUCCACAUCGGAUACAUUCCCAAUAAAAAAGUGGUGGGACUGAGCAAGCUGGCGAGGAUUGUGGAGAUCUUCAGUCGGAGGCUUCAAGUUCAAGAGCGCCUCACCAAGCAGAUCGCCAUCGGCAUAUCGGAGGCCCUGCAGCCAAAAGGCGUUGCUGUGGUUAUCGAGGCAGCGCACAUGUGCAUGGUGAUGCGCGGCGUGCAGAAGAUGAACAGCCGCACGGUGACCAGCUCCAUGCUGGGCGUCUACUUGGAAGACCCCAAAACCAGGGAGGAGUUCCUCACCCUUUCCAAACACUGAGCCGGCCGGGACGGGACGGUCUUGACGCCCAAAACAAGAAGCACAGACACCAAAGCUUGAAAGACGUCAGCGCUGCGGCUGACAUCAAUUCACUGUGAACACUCGACAAUUUCUUUAGACUUUUACUGCCCGGACGGGAACGCCAUUGGUGCUUUUGCAAAGUGCUACUACUCAAAGCUUUCAUCACGUCAUGACUUUUAUUAUUAUUAUUAUUAUUACUGCUCUAUUUUGCUCCACAUCUUUGUAACAUAGGACAUUUGUAAUAUACACAUUAUUUCUGUCUGUCCAUUGGAGUAGGAUGAGGAAAUAAGAUGGCUGCAAUGACAUUUUGCUUUUAGUAGCCUGUACGUAUUUUGAACCGUGUUUACUGAAAUAAAAAGCAUA